Gaeumannomyces tritici R3-111a-1 is the source of this 1584-nucleotide messenger RNA. RefSeq lists its product as hypothetical. The record is from RefSeq and is a predicted model, not a curated record. Lineage: Eukaryota; Fungi; Ascomycota; Sordariomycetes; Magnaporthales; Magnaporthaceae. The transcript has a single exon. The coding region runs from base 1 to 1584 and encodes 527 amino acids.
AUGGGCGACCCAAAUUGGCCGCGUGUGUCCUUUGAACGUCUGCGCGAGGUAGAGCCAAUUCGGGCCCGGGUCGGGCUCCGGCUCAAGCCGUUUCCAACCCCGGCCAUCGACGGCAGCGUGAGGUACUCGUCUCGGCGCCAGGUCUUAUCGCGCACCUGCCCGCACAUGCGCCACUCCUGGUUCGCCCAUGCCGUCGGGCCGGCGGCGCCGCCCGAGCGCCUGGCCGCCGAGGCGCGCAAGACCCUAUUCCAUCUCCUCGAGGGCGUCGUGCCCCGGGCGCCCCGGCCCAAGGAGCCCGAGAGGCCGCCUGUCGACUCGGAGCCGCCACCGAGCUUCAACGUGCCGCCGCCCAGGCCCGACUUUCUCCUGGGUUCGGGCCACCCCUUAGUCAACCCGCAGCUUUUCCCGGGCCCGCCAGAGCUGAUCCCCACGCCGCCCGUCCUGCAGGUGCCGCCCGGGCAGCAGUUUCUCCCGGCCCCGGUCGAGCAACCUACCCCGGGGUAUGGAAUCCCGCGCUGCGUCCCGCCCCGCGAGAGGGUGCUGUCACAGGACGAGCAGGCCCGCGACCGCAGGCGGGUGCUCAAGGUCUUCGACGACGCGGUGCGCGAGGCGAAUCCUCCGGCCCCGGGCGCUGGACUUGAGGAGCCGUCGCCCUCGUUCGAGCAUUUCCCGAGGCUGCCGGCCGAGCUGCGCCUGGAGAUCUGGAAGCACGCCCUCGGCUUUGGAGGGGGCAGGACUUUUACCGCAGAGUAUAACCAGCCUGGAAUGGCCAGCACCUGGAGCUCUCGGCUGGCGAUGCCGCUGAUGGCACGGGUGAAUAGGGAGGCCCGCGCGGUCGCCCGGGCGGCCGUCCGUGUCAGGGAGCGGUCCGAGUCCGGAAAGAAGGAGCUGCGGGCGUGGGUCCUGCCCGGCGACUCGAUCCAUAUCGGCUCGCCGCUGGACAAUUCCAGGACCGCCAGCCGCUUCGAGAAGGCCAUGCCUGCCUUCACCAGCCUGGCCACCUUCUUUGGCCCCAUUGUCGAGUACUCCGAGCGCCCCCGGGCAAGGGCUUAUGCGAAAAUAUCCAGGUGCUUCAGACGCGCCAGGACCGUCAUGGUCGCCGUGCAAAUCAUCCACAUCAUCAUCAGCACGGGCGACGGCGCGGCAGCCAAGACGGCCAAGGACCUCUCGCUCGACCCGGACCAGCCCUUCAUCAGCACCGACGUGGAGCCCGACGGGCCCGACGCCGCCACGACCUACCGGGUGUACGACACGGGGCUGAUAAAGUACCUCGCGUCGCCGCUGCGCGCCUCGGUCGUCGUCCCCCUCUCGGACCGGGCGCGCAUCGAGGAGCUGCUGGCGAUCGGGACGGCGGUCGGGCAGUUUGGGGACGGCCUGUCCUCGCUGCCCUCGCGGCUGCUCGCCAUGGGGUCCCACUCCAACGCCUACUGCCUCGACGACUGCCUCCAGCGCUGGUGGCUCGCGCACGGGCUCCCCAAGGUUCGGGCUGCGUUUGAGAAGAGGAUGCGCCCAGGUUCGCGCCUGCCCGACUUUGUGCCUGCGGUUCAAUUCACGUUUGAAUGGCCUCGGGACGAGAGCGAGUGA